This is a messenger RNA of Malania oleifera, 2772 nucleotides long. Its product is annotated as U-box domain-containing protein 34. Gene Ontology annotation, molecular function: ubiquitin-protein transferase activity; ATP binding; protein kinase activity. NCBI's taxonomy places the organism in Eukaryota, Viridiplantae, Streptophyta, Magnoliopsida, Santalales, Ximeniaceae. The record is from RefSeq and is a predicted model, not a curated record. The transcript has 9 exons. Bases 86 to 2380 code for a protein of 764 amino acids. Gene Ontology annotation, biological process: protein ubiquitination; protein phosphorylation.
ACUACAUAGCCAUAUAAUCUUUUCAAGUUUGCUUCAUAAUCAAUAUCCAUACACAAUUGGACCGACGUCGCCUGACGCGGCGGCGAUGACGACCGUUGCGGUGGCCGUACGCGGCGACAAACGUGGCAGAGCCGGCGGCCAAGGCAGCCAUCGUGCUGUACAUUUUGCGGUGGAGAACCUCUUGCCACAAGCAGAUCGAUUUAUCCUUGUUCAUGUCAUGCCUGCCAUCACUUCAAUCCCUACUCCAUUGGGAAAUAACAUCCUCAUCAAGGACUUGGACGCAAAUGUGGUGGCAAUGUAUGUGCAAGACAUGAGGUCAAAAAGUGAAGAAAUCUUUACCCCUUUCAAGAAACUAUGCAAAACAGACAAGGUGGAAACUUUGGUUCUAGAGGAUGACAAGCCCGCUAAUGCUCUUCAGAGAUACAUAUCUGAGACAAAUAUCAGUAGUUUAGUAUUGGGCUCUUGCUCUCUUAAUUUCAUUUGGAGGAAGUUCAAGGGCCCUACAGUACCAUCAACUGUUUUGAGAUAUGCACGAGACAGUUGUGAAAUUUAUGUUGUAUCUAAGAGUACAAUCAUUACAAGAGAGGCCAAUCAUUUGACUACCAAUGGCACCAGCGCCAGACUCCUGAAAUUUACUCAGAGAGAAUUUAGUCAAAGUUACAGUGGCAUUCAUAAGCAAAUAUCCAAGUUUCAUUCAUCUAUGGAUUCCAAUGUUCACAAAACCUUUGAAGCCUCGUCAAUAUCAGAAUCAAGUUUUGCAAGUUCUCAAGCUUUUAUGCAUAAGGACUCUUGUAAAGGUGCUGUUUUAGAACUAGGAAUGAGUGCUAAAACAUUGGGGGAUGGUGACCUUGAAACUCGUAUUGUUGAGCAAUGCAAUUCUUUGGCUUCUGCAAACAGUGUUCAGUCAGAUAUGCAAGCUGAAGUAGAACAGCUGCGUCUUGAAUUGCGAAAUACUCUUGCAAUGUACAAACGAUCUUGUGAAGAGUUAGUGUAUGCCCAAAAUAAGGUCCAGUUGGUUUCUUCUGAAUGCCUGGAAGAAGCAAGAAGAGUGAAGGCUGCCCUGGAAAGGGAAGAAGCUUUGAGGAAAGUUGUUGUUGAAGAGAAAGCAAAGUAUUUGGAAGCCAUGAAAGAAGUGGAGUUGGCUAGAAGCCUUCUUGCUAAAGAGGUAUAUGAAAGGCAGAUGGUCGAACUCAGUGCUCUCAAAGAUUCAUCGGAGAGACAGAAAAUUGUUGAUGCACUUUUGUUAAGUGACAAGAGGUACAAAAUGUACACAAGAAAUCAAAUAGAGAGUGCAACAGAUUUCUUCUCUGAGUCUAAUGUCAUAGGAGAAGGUGGGUAUGGGAAAGUUUACCGAUGCAAUCUUGAUCACACCCCUGUGGCUGUCAAGGUUCUCCAUCCAGAUGCAUCUCCCAGAAAAGAGGAAUUUCUGAGAGAGGUUGAAGUUCUUAGCCGCCUACAUCACCCACACUUAGUUCUGUUGCUUGGAGCCUGUCCAGAGAGCGGUUGCCUGAUAUAUGAAUACAUGGAAAAUGGAAACUUGGAGGAGCACAUUCUACAGAAGAAGGGCAGACCACCCCUUCCUUGGUUUGUUAGGUUCCGGAUAGUCUUCGAGAUAGCUUGUGGGCUUGCAUUCCUACAUGGUGCAAAACCUGAGCCUAUUGUUCACCGGGAUUUGAAACCUGGCAAUAUUUUGUUGGAUAGAAAUUAUGUGAGCAAAAUUAGCGAUGUCGGGAUGGCUAAACUCAUCUCAGAUGUUGUUCCUGACAGCGUCACAGCAUACAGAGAUUCCAUGCUUGCUGGUACCCUCUUCUACAUGGAUCCAGAGUAUCAAAGAACUGGCACCCUCAGACCCAAAUCAGAUUUAUAUGCUUUGGGAGUAAUUAUUUUCCAAUUGUUGGCAGGUCGCCAUCCAAAAGGGCUUCUGUCAAUAAUUGAAAAUGCCAUUUCUAAUGCUAACUUUGCAGAUGUGCUAGAUAAGUCAGUUUCAGAUUGGCCACUUGCUGAAACAGAGGAAUUGGCUCACAUUGCGCUGAAAUGUUCAAGACUCAGAUGCAGGGACAGGCCUGAUCUGGAUACUGAAGUGAUGCCAGUUCUCAAAAAACUCGCUGAUAUUGCAGAUGCUAGUGCAAAGGUAGGAAGAGACAAUUUUUCUGCACCAAGCCACUUCUUCUGUCCGAUCCUUCAGGUAAUAAUGGAGGAUCCACACAUUGCAGCUGAUGGUUUUUCAUAUGAGCAUAGGGCAAUGAAGGCAUGGCUUGAGAGACACAAUGUGUCACCUGUGACAAAGCUCAGGCUCAAGCAUACUACACUUACUCCGAAUCACACUUUACAUGCUGCUAUACAACAGUGGAGAUUACGUAUGAAAUUUUCAGGGGUCUGAACUGGGAAGAUGAACGCCCUGCAUUUAGGAGCAUAGAAUUCAGAUUUUGUAUUUGAAUUUGUGUAGAUUUAGACAAAACAUAAUAUAAAAUUGUAUUGAGUUUUUUUUAAAUCUACACAAAUUCAAUUGAAUUUGUAGUCUCGAAAUUUAUGAUUCUAAACACUACUCUAACAUGCAUUAAUUCAAACAGGCUUCACUCUGCACAAACUGGGGGCAUUGGCUCUUUUCCUUUUUAUCUUUUUGAAUUUUUUGGAGGAAGUUUGCCGAAGAAGAUAGGUGAAUGUUGAAUGCAGGAUUGAACUCUAGUGCCAUGACAAAAUUUAUAUAAAUGUAAAUAUUUGUAUCUUUUGUACAUCUGAAUAUUCAAUAAAUAUUGGAAAGGUGUUGGAAAA